Octodon degus (degu) is the source of this 777-nucleotide messenger RNA. RefSeq names its product transmembrane O-methyltransferase (gene Tomt). The record is from RefSeq and is marked validated. Gene Ontology annotation, molecular function: catechol O-methyltransferase activity. Lineage: Eukaryota; Metazoa; Chordata; Mammalia; Rodentia; Octodontidae. Gene Ontology annotation, biological process: dopamine metabolic process; catecholamine catabolic process; developmental process. The coding region runs from base 1 to 777 and encodes 258 amino acids. The transcript is spliced from 3 exons.
AUGUCCCCAGCAAUUGCGUUGGCAUUCCUGCCACUGGUGGUGACAUUGCUGGUGCGAUACCGGCACUACUUCCGACUGCUUGUGCGCACAGUCUUGCUGAGGAGCCUCCGAGAUUGCUUGUCAGGAUUACGGAUUGAGGAGAGGGCCUUCAGCUAUGUGCUUACCCAUGCCCUGCCUGGGGAUCCUGGUCACAUCCUCACCACCCUGGACCACUGGAGCAGCCACUGCGAGUACCUGAGCCACAUGGGGCCUGUCAAAGGUCAGAUCCUAAUGCGGCUGGUGGAAGAGAAAGCCCCUGCUUGUGUGCUGGAGCUGGGCACCUACUGUGGAUAUUCCACACUACUUAUUGCCCGCGUCCUGCCCCCUGGGAGUCGCCUUCUCACCGUGGAGCGGGAUCCACGCACUGCAGCAGUGGCUGAGAAGCUGAUCCGCUUGGCUGGUUUCGAUGAGCGCACGGUGGAGCUCAUUGUUGGCAGCUCAGAGGAGGUGAUUCCACGCCUAAGAGCCCAGCAUCAGCUGAGUCGGGCAGACCUGGUGCUCCUGGCACACCGGCCCCGAUAUUACUUGAGGGACCUGCAGCUGCUGGAGGCCCAUGCUCUGCUGCCAGCUGGUGCCACUGUGUUGGCUGACCAUGUGCUCUUCCCAGGUGCACCCCGCUUCCUGCAGUAUGCCAAGAGCUGUGGCCGCUACCGCUGCCGCCUACACCACACUGGUCUCCUCGACUUUCCUGCCAUCAAGGAUGGCAUAGCCCAGCUCACCUAUGCGGGACCUGGCUGA